AUGUCAUGGAGACUUGUCCGAAUUCGUGAUAAAGUACCGGUUUCAGAUGUCGGAGGGACGAUGGAGGCCUCUAAUAGUCUGCGGAUGACCCAGCGGCCAGCGGAUACUCAACUGUUGACAGAGGGGUCUUUUCAAUACAACUCAUUCAUUCUUCUGGGAAUUUGGGGCUCUCCUGAAACUCUGGAGCCGCAGCGCGCGGCGAUCGCGGCGCCAUUCCGAGUGGCACCAGAUACGAGUAUGAUGUCCUCCUUGAAAUCUUCAAGGGUGAACGAUCGAACGAAGACUGACUACACCAAAGUAACAUUUAGAGAAACUACUACCUUGGAUAGUGAACUGUAUGCUCUUGAGCCUCUGAGUGUAUCUCUGUACAAACGGUAUUGUCAUCGUCGACAAAUUCGUCUAUUCGGUCUCAAAUCAUGA
Messenger RNA from Tremella mesenterica DSM 1558, 420 nucleotides. RefSeq lists its product as uncharacterized. The transcript has 2 exons. The coding region runs from base 1 to 420 and encodes 139 amino acids. The record is from RefSeq and is a predicted model, not a curated record. Lineage: Eukaryota; Fungi; Basidiomycota; Tremellomycetes; Tremellales; Tremellaceae.